Molecule: messenger RNA, 1630 nt
Organism: Hylaeus volcanicus
Lineage: Eukaryota; Metazoa; Arthropoda; Insecta; Hymenoptera; Colletidae
Exons: 4
Coding region: 149-1471 (440 amino acids)
Biological process (GO): mitochondrial DNA replication
Cellular component (GO): mitochondrion
Molecular function (GO): single-stranded DNA exodeoxyribonuclease activity
Source: RefSeq, a predicted model, not a curated record
ACAUGUACAUUGAACAUAACCUUAAAUAUUUUUCAUGUGAAAUUCGUAAUCCUGUUGAUGUACACGAAAAGAAAAUAUUUAUUUUUGGAUUCAUGUAAUUGAUUGGUUUGAAGAAUCAUUUAUAUAAACUUUGGUAAAUUUAAUAGUUAUGUCUUGUAACAAAUACCUCUCCCAUUUGAUAUUUCCUUGUAAAUUGAACGUUAAAAGUAUGCCUCUAUUGUGUGUUCGAAACUUGUCACUUGUGAGUGACAUACCUGAUAAACUAAAAUUAGAAAAGAAAAAAGUAAUUAUUUCGGAUGAAUUGAAAGUGGAAAUACAAUCGAAACAAAAAACAUCAAAACGUAGGAAAAAUGUUAGUUGCGAAGUAAGUGACAAAGUUACUAAGAAAAAAAGCAAGAUACCAGAUAGAAUUAUCGCAGAUUAUCGGCUAUUUGGAAGAGUACUACAAAAAAAGAAAGGAAAAUACACGCAAUUGAUACCAGAACAGGCUGAAGGUAAACCAAAAUCUGCAGGUGCACGUAAAGUCCUUGAUUCAGAAGAUUUGUGGAUAAUGAAGAUAUCAAAUCCAAAUCAUAUAAAAUAUAUAAGUUAUAAGACUACAAAAAAUGUGAAGAAUGAAAUAUCUAACGGUAAUAAAAGUCGUCCAGAUACCAAAAUAAAUACAAUUAUUAAUACUGAGAAUAUAGAAAUACAAAAUACUAAAAAGUGCACAUUAGAGACUGUGUCUGACUUUACAUCUGAUGGUUGUACAGCAAUCUUACAGAAAGCAAUAGAAAGGAUAACUUCGUAUCCCAUCCGUGAUGUAGACACAUCCAUUGAUUGCUUUAUAGAAUAUAAAGAAAGCGAAGGAGGUACACAUAUUCCAAGUGUAACACAUAUUCUUCGCGAAACCAUGUCUGCACAAUCAAAAAGGGCUUUAGAGAUAUGGAAAGAAAACAUGAUUAAAAAAUUAGGCCAGGAACAAUUUGACAUAUUUUGUAAAGAACUAUUAGUGAAUGGUAAGUUAUUUCAUACCUGUGUGGAAAACACUUUGUUACAAAAGGAGAUUGAAAUUCCUUUAAAAGUCGAGCCAACCUAUAAUAGCGUGAAAUCUGUUUUGAACGAUGUACAGACUGUUAAAAAUCUCGAAGCUUACGUGAUGCAUCCUAAUUUGCGAUACAAAGGUGUCGUGGACUGCAUUGCUUGUUAUAGGGACAAAGUAUGCGUAAUCGAUUGGAAACAAUCAGAGAAACGGAAGUCUACUCUUGCGUCGACUUACGACGCACCUGUGCAAUUAGCUGCCUACGUCGGCGCUCUGAACGCUUCCGAUAACUAUCCAUUUAUGAUCGAUAUGGGGGUGGUUGUGAUUGCAUACACAAAUGGCGAUCCUGCAACUGUACACGUAUUGGAAAAUGACGUGUUAGAAAAGUCGUGGAAGGAUUGGUUGAAAAGAUUGCAACAGUAUUAUACUCAUCUGAUCAAAAAGGACUGAUCUGGAAGCUCAGUUUUCGUUUAAGUUAGCUGUAAAAGUUAAAUAUUAUAUAAUGUAUAUCGUAAGCAUAUUCUUGUACAUGUACUGAAAAAGAAUCGUUUAAAUACACUUUUUUUACCUAACUGUGAUAUCCAAGUUACGAGUCAGAGAAAAAGUUGG